AUGAAUCACAUCUUACAACCCCUGCUGGACGAGUGCGUGGUGGUGUACCUGGACGACAUUCUUAUCUACUCCAAGAACAUGAAGGAGCACGUGGAGCAUCUACGGAAGGUGUUCGAGAUCCUGCGGAAAAACAAGUUCUACGUGAAGCUGUCGAAGAGCGACUUCGCCCUGAAGAAGGUGCAGUUUCUCAGGCACAUGGUGAGUGCCGAGGGCGUACACGUGGACCCGCGGAAAAUCGAAGCCGUCAAGAAAUGGAAAGUACCGGAGAACGUGAAGGAGUUGCAGCAGUUCCUAGGCUUCACCAACUACUACAACAGGUUCGUGCCACAGUACGCUAAGAUAGCAGUGCCACUGACCGACCUACUGAAAAAGGAUACGCCCUACAAAUGGGAUACGCCUCAUCAGCAAGCCAUGGAGCAGCUACACACAGCACUGACUACAGCGCCAGUACUCAUCCUACCAGAUCAAGACAAGGACUACGUGGUGGAUGAAGACGCUAGUGACCAAGCAUUCGGAGCAGUAUUGAUGCACGAUCACGGACGCGGUUUGCAGCCCAUCGCCUACCUCAGUAAGAAGCUACAUGGAGCAGAACUGAACUACCCCAUCCAUGACAAGGAAGCCUUAGCGAUCGUCAUAGCCUUCAAGGCGUGGAGGUGUUACCUAGAGGGAGCCAAGACGACUGUCUAUACUGACCACUGUAGUCUCAAAUACCUGAAGUCGCAGCCGACGCUCUCACGACGACAGGUGCGGUUGGUAGACUUCCUGGAAACUCACUUCCACUACGACAUCGUCUACAAGCCCGGGCUACACAACAAGGCAGACGCGUUGAGCCGCCCCGGACAUGUAGCAGGCAUCCAGCUCGACGGGAUGAACCCUCUGCUCAAGGGUCUAUUCCAACAUGGGUACUCCGUGGACGCAGAAAUUGCUACAGCACAGACCAAGAAGCUGUUACAGUGGGAGAAAGACCUAGCUGUGACACCAGUUACAUUCCGCUUGCGCUUACCAGAUAUAUGGAAGCUUCAAAACGCUUUCCAUGUCCAGCUACUGAAGCCCUACAAGGACCCCAACCAACAGUUCCAGGGACGGCAGCUACCGCCACCACCACCUGUUCUCAUACAGGAUGAACCCGAGUACGAAGUGGAGCGUGUUCUCACUCAUCGGCGCCGCGGCGGCAAGACCCUCGAGUUCCUGAUACGCUGGAAGGGAUACGACCCCACUGAGGACAAUUGGGUUGCAGAAGCUGAUAUGGGCAACGCACGCCGUGCUCUCAAGGACUAUCUUGUCAAGCAGGGUGUUUCUCAUGCCACCCAGCUUUGA
Messenger RNA from Closterium sp. NIES-65, 1317 nucleotides. Lineage: Eukaryota; Viridiplantae; Streptophyta; Zygnematophyceae; Desmidiales; Closteriaceae. The record is from the annotation of a GenBank genome assembly.